Caenorhabditis remanei is the source of this 1095-nucleotide messenger RNA. RefSeq lists its product as uncharacterized. The coding region runs from base 1 to 1095 and encodes 364 amino acids. The transcript has 6 exons. NCBI's taxonomy places the organism in Eukaryota, Metazoa, Nematoda, Chromadorea, Rhabditida, Rhabditidae. Gene Ontology annotation, biological process: DNA repair; telomere maintenance. The record is from RefSeq and is a predicted model, not a curated record. Gene Ontology annotation, molecular function: DNA helicase activity.
AUGCCUGUUUCUGCCAAGCCGUUGUUUUUCCUCUGCGCCUUCAUCCUGAGCCAGUUGACGGCGAUGCAGAAGACCAUUGCAGUGUUCUUGCAAAAUUUUCUGGAAAGAACCCCGGACCAACAACUUUUCCGGUUUGUCAGUGGGCCAGCUGGAACAGGAAAAACAAUUCUUCUCCAUUACCUCAGAGAUGUCAUUGUGCGCCAUUUUGAUACGAACGCAGCCUGUCGCCUGGCUGCUUCAACAGGAACCGCAGCAUGGAACAUCCACGGAGCCACACUACACUCGUUGAUCAAAUUAUCUAUCGAAAACGAAGAUGCUUUUCAAGUAUUAGAUGGACCUACUCUUGAUACUCUGAGAAAGGAACUAACCGGAAUGAAAUUCCUCUUCAUCGACGAAGUUAGCAUGAUGAGCGCAAAGGCUCUCUCGGAGACGUCGUCCAUCCUUCAGAGAGUCUUCUUGUCACAUCUUCCUUUUGGAGGAGUCUCUGUUUUCCUGUUCGGAGAUUUGCUGCAAUUGGAGCCAGUAAAUGGAGAAGGAAUAUUCGAAGAUCUUCCAAUGUGCUACUUGCCAGAAAGAAAUGCUCGCUCCACGAACCCAAACAACGACCCACUUCACGAGAACCUCUUCCAGCUAUUCAAAACAUUCCAUUUGACAAAAUGUGUGAGGGCUGAAAAAGAAGAAGAUGUGGAAUUGUUGAUGAAAAUAAGAAGAGGAGACACGGACAAAGCAAUGUUUCGACAACUUGAACUAAAAUGUGGAAUGUCGGGAAAAUUCCCAAGCGAAAUUUUCGCCGAAUUGGAAACUCUGGAAUCAGCAAAUCGCGGUAAAAGUUUCAUAAUAUUGACCGCUGGGAACAAUGACGCAAAACAGCUGAAUGAUUACAAAAUCGGGAAAAUUGGUGAAAUCACAUCGUUGAAAAGAGUCAGAGCCACACCAUCGCCGUCAAUGCCUGAAACCUCUUUCAGAAAAGUCACAGGAUUCGUACCAUUCGUCAAGAACGUCGCUAUAGGCUGCAGGAUAAUGUUAACCUACAAUAAGUGUUCUAGACGGGGUCUUGGCGAGGUCGCUGGAUCUUUGCCGUAUAGUGAAAUAUAA